Messenger RNA from Trichogramma pretiosum, 1236 nucleotides. Its product is annotated as ubiquitin thioesterase otubain-like. The record is from RefSeq and is a predicted model, not a curated record. The transcript is spliced from 5 exons. The coding region runs from base 212 to 1012 and encodes 266 amino acids. Gene Ontology annotation, molecular function: ubiquitin binding; cysteine-type deubiquitinase activity. Lineage: Eukaryota; Metazoa; Arthropoda; Insecta; Hymenoptera; Trichogrammatidae. Gene Ontology annotation, biological process: protein K48-linked deubiquitination. Gene Ontology annotation, cellular component: nucleus.
GUAGAACAAGUAUAGCCGACUCGUGCAGUCGCCUGUGUCAAAGCUAUGUAAUAUAAGCCUGACAGACUACUGUAGUCUGUAAACUGCAGUUCAACACUGUCUAUAUAACUUACAACAAACACGAGCAGUGGCGCAACUAUCGGUUUUGUUUUCGGUUAAUUCUUGUUUUUUUUGUUGCAAUAAUUACAACCUCGCAAAAAUAUCCAUCAACAUGGGAGACCAAACAGCACAAUCAAAACAAACUGAAAAUACAGUUGCAGAAAUCAAUCAGGAUGAACUCAUCAUGCAACAGCAGAGGCAGAUUGAAAAAGAGAUACAAGAUACAACACCUUUGGUUGGGGAAAAAGAAUCUUUGAAAGCGUUGGAAAGCGAGUACACUACAGAUGAGAUUUAUUUAUCAAAGGCUAAAAAUUUAGCCCAGAUAUACUCGUUCUUGAGAAGAACUAGACCCGAUGGAAAUUGCUUCUUUCGAGCGUUUACCUAUGCUUAUCUAGAAAAAUUACUUAAUAACAAGGAAGAAUAUACCAAAUUCAGAGAGCUUGCUCGCAAGAGUAAAGAUGAUUUAGUAGAAUUAGGAUUUCCACAAUUUACAAUUGAGGAGUUUCAUGAUACUCUUAUGGAAGUCAUUGACAAAGUUGGUGAAAGUGGAGAAAAUGGUCAUGCAGAACUUCAUAAGCUUUUCAAUGAACAAACAUAUUCAGACUAUAUUGUAGUUUAUCUUAGGUUGAUAACUUCUGGGCAGCUCCAGAAGGAGGCAGAAUUUUAUCAAAAUUUUAUUGAAGGAGAUCGUACCGUUAAAGAAUUUUGUCACCAGGAAGUAGAACCCAUGUAUAAAGAGUCUGAUCACAUUCACAUUAUAGCAAUGAGCACUGCUUUAAAUACUGGAGUGCGAGUAAGGUACAUGGAUAGAGGUGCUGGUACUGAAGUUACAGCCCAUGACUUUCCAGAAGGAUCAAUACCAUCAGUGCACUUGUUGUACAGACCAGGACACUAUGAUAUUCUUUAUCCUUGAUAGUAUUGCACAUAAUUAUUUUAUAAGUUUUAUUUAUAUCAAUUAGAAAUUUUACCUCCAUAUAAUUAAUAUCUAAACUAAACUUGUCGAAAUUCAAUUCAUAACUUUUUUGUCAAUCAUUACAAUUACAUGAUCUCUUUUGCAAGUAAUUACAAUGAAUCAAAGAUAUUAGACUUAUUCUAUUUAAUCAACGAUAAUCAUCAAAUUGACAGUCAAAAACCUUG